Vicia villosa (hairy vetch) is the source of this 435-nucleotide messenger RNA. Its product is annotated as secreted RxLR effector protein 161-like. The transcript is spliced from 2 exons. The record is from RefSeq and is a predicted model, not a curated record. NCBI's taxonomy places the organism in Eukaryota, Viridiplantae, Streptophyta, Magnoliopsida, Fabales, Fabaceae. Bases 1 to 435 code for a protein of 144 amino acids.
AUGGCAUGUGAAAUGAUGAUGUCAUUUGAUCUAACAAAUUGCAAGACUGCGAUCACACCUUCUGAGACGAAUCACAAGCUGGAUUAUGAUGUUGAGGUGAUGAUGCUUGAUAUUUGCUAUGCAGUUGGAAUGGUGAGUAAGUUUAUGAACAAGUUAAAGUGGUCACGUUAUCAAGCUGUUGUCAAGAUACUGGGGUAUAUUAGGGGGACUCAAAGGUAUGGAGUUUUAAUCCCUUCUGGUGUUAAAUCUGACUUAGAGCUGAUAUGCUAUUCAGACUCUGAUUGGUGUGGAGACAGAGUUGACAGAAGAAGUACUUCUGAAUAUUUCUUCAAGUAUCUAAGAAGUCAUAUUUCUUGGUGCUCCAAGAAGCAACCUGUGAUUGCGUUGUCAACUUGUAAAGCCGAGUACAUUGCAGGUGCUUUGUCUGCGUGUUAA